AGGCAGUCAGGUUCAGUCCAAGGAAGAGAAGGUCAGGUCUAAUACUAUGGAUCAUGUGCCCCUCAUUGACCUCCAGGAACCUCUCUUGAAAGAAUAUCAGUGUUCAGAAUGUCUGAAAUGUUUUACAAAUAAAAGUGAUCUUGAAAGACACAUGAGAGUGCAUACAGGAGUUAAGCCUUAUCAGUGUUUAGAGUGUCUGAAAUGUUUAGCCAAAAAAGUAAUCUUGUAGAACACAAGAAAAUUCAUACAGGAGAAAAGCCUUAUCAGUGUUUAGAUUGUCUGAAAUGUUUCAGUAAAGAAAGUUAUCUUGUAAAGCACAAGAAAAUUCAUACAGGAGAAAAGCCUUUUCAGUGUUCAGAGUGUCUGAAAUGUUUUAGUCAAAAAAGUUAUCUUGUUAUUCAUGAGAACAUUCAUACAGGAGAGAAACCUUAUCAGUGUUUGGAGUGUCUAAAACACUUUAGCCAAAAAAGUAAUCUUGUAGAACAUGAGAAAAUCCAUAAAGGAGAGAAGCCUUAUCAAUGUUCAGAAUGUUUAAAAUGUUUCAGCAAUAAAAGUUAUCUUGUAAAGCAUGAAGAAAAUCAUAUAGGCAAUAAACCUUAUCAGUGUUCAGAAUGUGUAAAAUGUUUUGUCUCUAAAAGUUGUCUUGAAGGACACUUGAGAAUUCAUACAGGAGAUAAACCAUUUCAGUGUUCAGAGUGUCUGAAAGGUUUUAGCAAGAAAAGUGGUCUUAUAAGACAUGUGAAAAUUCAUACAGGAGAGAAACCUUAUCAAUGUUCAGAGUGUACAAAAUGUUUUAUCACUAAAAGUUAUCUUGAAGGACAUACAAGAAUUCAUACAGGACAGAAACCCUAUAAGUGUUCAGAGUGUCUGAAAUGUUUCUGCACUAAGAGUGAACUUGUUAAGCAUAAGAAAAUUCAUACAGGAGAGAAACCCUAUAGUGUUCAGAGUGUCUGAAGAAUUUUGGCAAUAAAAGUGAUCUUGUUAAGCACAAGAAAAUUC
Cherax quadricarinatus is the source of this 999-nucleotide messenger RNA. NCBI's taxonomy places the organism in Eukaryota, Metazoa, Arthropoda, Malacostraca, Decapoda, Parastacidae. The record is from RefSeq and is a predicted model, not a curated record.